Messenger RNA from Homalodisca vitripennis (glassy-winged sharpshooter), 2292 nucleotides. It is a transcript of the gene Nubp1, whose product is annotated as cytosolic Fe-S cluster assembly factor NUBP1 homolog. Gene Ontology annotation, biological process: iron-sulfur cluster assembly. The record is from RefSeq and is a predicted model, not a curated record. Gene Ontology annotation, cellular component: cytosol. Gene Ontology annotation, molecular function: 4 iron, 4 sulfur cluster binding; ATP-dependent FeS chaperone activity; ATP binding. The coding region runs from base 178 to 1140 and encodes 320 amino acids. Lineage: Eukaryota; Metazoa; Arthropoda; Insecta; Hemiptera; Cicadellidae. The transcript has 10 exons.
AUGCCAUAAUCGUUCACUCGGUCACUGUGGUUGAGUCGAUUUGAGAGUUGAGAUCCGAUUCACCGAUUGGUUGCAAAAAGAAAUACACAUUGAUUGCGCUCUCAGCGUUCGCAUUGACAUAACCUAGACUUUAAUGGUUUAAAUUUUCACAUUUAAUGAUUUUAUUUUAAUACUAAAAUGGCCACAGUUGACAACAAACCUUCAGAUGCUCCAGAACAUUGUCCUGGGACUCAGAGUGAAUCUGCAGGUAAAGUUUCUGCUUGUCAAGGCUGUCCCAAUCAGUCGAUUUGCGCUUCUGGUGCUACACGAGGUCCUGACUUAGGGGCAGAGCUGGUGAAGGCUCGUCUAACUUCAGUCAAGCACAAGUUGCUAGUCCUCUCUGGCAAGGGUGGUGUGGGCAAGAGCACGUUCACUUCACUUCUAGCUAGAAGUCUAGCUGCUCAGGAUCCAGAUAGAAAUGUGGCAGUCCUUGAUCUGGACGUGUGUGGACCCUCCAUCCCCCGUGUGAUGGGUGUCCUGGGGGAAUCAGUCCAUCAAAGUGGGUCUGGCUGGUCACCUGUGUUUGUAGAAGACAAUCUGUGUGUGAUGUCCAUCGGGUUCUUACUGGCCUCGGCAGACGAUGCUGUCAUCUGGAGAGGUCCUAAGAAAAACGGCAUGAUCAGGCAGUUUCUGAGCGAGGUGGACUGGGGUGAGACUGUGGACUAUCUCGUGCUGGACACUCCACCAGGCACAUCGGACGAACACCUCUCUGCAGCCACUUACCUCAAGACAUGCCCGGGCCUUGCUGCGGUUGUGCUCACUACACCUCAAGAGGUGUCGCUGCUGGAUGUACGGAAGGAGAUUGACUUCUGCCGAAAAGUCAACAUUCCAGUGCUGGGAGUGGUGGAGAAUAUGAGUGCAUUUGUCUGUCCUAAGUGUAAGGUAGCAUCAGAUAUAUUUCCAGCAGACAGUGGUGGAGCAGUGGAGAUGGCUCGGGAACUGAAGAUCCCAUUCUUGGGAAAGUUGCCACUGGACCCGCUGCUAGCAAGGUGUUGCGAUGAGGGCAGGAACUAUCUCACAGAGAUGCCAGACUCGCCCACUGUCUCGGCCGUCACAGAGAUUGUCAAGAAGAUAGUAGCAGCUUGUGAAGAGCAAAGAUAGGACAGUGAAGAGUCACACUUGCCACUGAGAAGCACAAAGAGUAAAUUGCAAACUUGGGUCGAUGUAGAUUGAUAGAUGAUUAGCUAUAAGUAUAUUGUAUGAUUUAGCUCUUACUUGUCUUCAACCUUUCAAAGUGAUAUGUUGACAGAAGUCAUAAAUUAGUAUUGCUACCACAUCAAUUACAAGCUGAAUAUAUGUUUUAUUUACGAUUACCAUAUGUAAUACAACAUACUAUUUUUCUUUAUGAGAAAUGCAUAAAACAUUGUCUAUAUUUUGGAAGUGUUAUUCUAUCAACAUUUACCACUUUGACUUUGAUUUUGAAUGCUGUGUCUAAGUUAUCGUAAUAUAGAAUUCACAUUACAAAAGUAAAGACUUUUUCCAAAGCUACGCAUCUAAGUUUUCACUUACAUUUCAGUUUUAAAAUAACACAACAAUGGCUAAUGUCCUUAAUAUUAUUUUUUCAUCCAUUGUGAUUAACAUAAUUUUAAACAAAGUCGGAAAUUAUAAUUUUAUUAUUAUAUUAUUCAUUAAACAUAAUUAAUUAAUUUUUUAUGCUACUUAAUUAAUUAAAGUAGAUAAUUUAAUAACAAAAGUAUUUAUCUUUAGCUUAUUUAAAAUGAAAACAUUGGCAGGCUGCCUUUUUGUCCUGGAUAGAGAUGGAGUCCUCUUGUUUGUGGAUUGUUCUACUUUUACCAGAACCUUUUAAAUGAGAUGUCACUCGAUGGGGUUUAAAUUUAAAAAUGUAACAUACUCGUGCAAACCCUAUUUAGGAUUGGGGGUUGAAAUCUUCAUAUAUCCCAAAAAACAUGAUAUAUAAUCCUAUAUCGACCACCCCCAUGGAUAUUGGUUAAAAUAUUUCUUUUCAAAUGUUUAUAGGGGAGGUGGGACUUUUGGAACAUGUGUGGUGUCAGGCAAUAGAAUUAGAAGUAUACUUAUAUGCCAUCUGAAGUUCAGUUGUCAGUACAAAAUAUGAUACUAAUGGCAGUCAACCUGUUGAAAAAUGAUUUUAUUCGUUGAAGUGUUGGACGUUGGAUUUGUAAUCAAAGUUAAUCAGUGAUAUAAUGUACUUAAAAUAACAACUAUCAUAAGUCAAAUACUAGCUUCUGAGCAUUCAAUGCAAGUCGUUAAGAAGUUAUUUUAACCCUUUAAGGA